GUCUCUGGACUACUUCGGGGACCCUGGGUGGGCCAGAUCAUCCAUUUCACAUCCUCCUCAUCCUGCCUGCACUGCCUCUGUGACAUUUCCAGUCACAGGCUUUGCCACCUCCGUGUUUAGGUUGCUUUUCUUGCAGUACUUUUCCUAAACCAACUCUCGAACCAGUUCCCUYCCACUAUCGUUUCCUUGUUUCAACCCGCAACACUGUUGCUUAAUGCAGGAAGCCGCCAGUCAUCCAAGGGGCUGGAAGGAAAGCGCACAACCACAGAGUCGCAAAAAUAAAGAAAAAAAAAAGAGAGAGGAAGUUACUGUUUCCUGAGCGCUCCCGAGAACGACUGUGGGAAGGAAAACUACAGCUCCCAGCAGGCUGCCGGGAGCCAGGGAAGGGCAGAGUUCGCCGUCACGUUUGCAGGGAGGAUUCAGGGUGUGCGCUGGUGUCCUGCCACCAAAGGGCCUCUGGGAAGGAGGGCAAGGGGAAAGGCCAGCGCUGGCCUCCUCUUGCCACCCCUCGGCUUCUGUUCGCCGCCCUGAGCGGCUCCGACCCUGCCCGGGUUUAUGGGCGUUUAGUUGGAAUUCCCCGGCCCGGGACGGGAUGRUGCCUGUGAGGGUUGUGGGAUUUGGUCAGCUCCUCGAACAGCAGGGAGAUACAGCUCCGUGUGAACGAAGGAGAAAGUGAAACCAAAUASUGCAGAAGCCAGAGCUCCCGGGGAAAAAGAAAAUGGAAGAGAAUCCAAGCGUGGAUCURCCUGGAGCUGGACCAGCCCAGGGUGAGGUGGGAAGCACAGCAGAGCAUCCUAUGCACCAAGAGCAUGAGUACACCCAGGAAACACCUGAGCACCAAGAGCUCCACCAGGAAACACCUGAGCACCAAGUGCCAAGCAAGUGGCCUGAGACAUGCUGCAAACCAGGGGAGGACUCUGCAGUGUGUGCAUCAACUGCUGAUAGAGGAGAGACAACACUGUUGGGUUUAGCUGGUCCCACGGUAAAAGAGAAGGCUCCUCAGCAAAUUGAAGUAUUGCUGAAAGAAUCUCAGAGGACAAUAGAAGGUGUCUCAGAAAGAUCCCAGGAAAAUAAAGUCUUGGAUGAAGCUGGGCUGGGCCAUGAUAAUGUGGACAGCAAAGGAGACARCCCUGUCCACCAGGAAACACGGGAGCACCAGCAGACAAUGGGGCAGCGUGAGAGCCCCCAGAGAGCAGAGGAAGAUGCUUUGUCAAGAAGCAAGGCACAGAGCUCUGGCAGUGAAAUGACACACUGGGAUGUGACUGCUGUGCAAGAUGUCCCCAGAGUCCCCUCGGCACAGAAGAGCACCAGUGCCGCUCUCCUCAACUGGGAACCAGAGGUGCCCAGAGAGCAAGAAACACAGGAGAGCAGAUCCCAAGGCAUGUUAAGGAAAAGACCAAAAGGGGACACAGCCCCAAACCCAGAGACUCAGUCCUGCCUGCAGAACAUCACCACCCAAAACCCAGAGCAGGAGAAGGCCAAAGGGUCCCUCAUGUGGAAAGGUGAGGAAAAGAAGCUUCCCUUGCAUGCUACUCAWCGACCAGAAGGCACUGAUCCUCCAGGAACAAGGCUCGUCAUCGUGGGCCUCGUUGUGCUCGGCUUCUGCAUUUUCUGCUUCGGCAGCCCGACCUCCAGCUCGCAGCAGCCGCGCAAGAACCCCACGGUGGAGGCCUUCCUGUCGCAGUUUGACCAGCUGCAGCUCCGCUUCCCGGGCCAGAGCCCCCACCUGUGGCUCCGCGGCCGCAAGUUCCUGCAGAAGCACCUGAACACAUCCCAGCACACGCAGCCGGCCAUCAUCAUCCUCACGGCCGCCCGCGGCGCCGAGUGGACCCUGCGCUGCCUCAGCGCCCGCCUGGCCGACUCCUACUCGGCCGCCCUGCACGGCAGCACGGUGCAGAUCGACGGGCGCGGCAAAGCCGGGCUCCAGAGCGACCGCGCCAAGCUGGAGGUGGACUCGGAGCUGAGCUCGGCYUUCCAGGCCGGGGGCCGCGCCGCCGUCGUUCACCGCUUCGAGCUGCUGCCGGCCGGGGCCACCCUCAUCUUCUACAAGUACUGCGACCACGAGAGCGCCGCCUUCAAGGACGUGGCGCUGCUGCUGACGGUGCUGCUGGAGGAGGACGUGCUGGACAGCCAGAUCAGCCUGCGCCAGGUGGAGGAGAGGGUCCRUGACUUCCUCUGGGCCAAGUUCACCAGCACCAGGACCCCCAGCUCCUACGACCACAUGGACUCGGACAAGCUGAGCGGGCUGUGGAGCCGCAUCUCCCACCUGGUCUUGCCCAUCCACCCGGUGCAGACCAUCGAGGAGGGCGGCUGCUAURCCAAACCCUAGGGACAAAGGUGGCCAGAGCCCUGAGGAGGGUUAGAAAGAUGKUCCUGGCUGGCUCUGGUGCAGGCAGAGGCACAAGUGGUGUUACUUCUCUUCAGUUUGUUUCUUGUAGAUUCCUGGGAAGAGUUUGGCAGGKGCGAGUUGAUCCCGGCCAUUUGGGYRGCUGAGUCCUGGAGGUGAUACCCACACUUCCUUCUGGCAGAUGGUUUUAGACUGGCAGAUCCUUUUAGACUGCUGGUUGCACAGGGGAACAUGAACAUGAACACGUAUAGGAGGCAGGAGGGAGAAYAGGACCUUGCAGGUAGUGUUUCUAUCAAGAAACAGACAAAUAAUGUACACAACUAGUGGGAAGAAAGGCUGUUUGAUACAGCAGCUCUUUCAUCUCUCCCUGUCCCUCAGCUUGAUGAAGUGGUGUGCAUCAGUCUCACGAUAUACUUUAUGCAGAGAGCUGAUAGAACACGGGAAGGUCAAAUUCCUCAAAGCCCAGCRUUUUGAAGGCAUGCCUUAAAAAGAAAAGCAAUUUGCCAGUCAAGGGUUUGACCCAGUCAGCCCGUAUGGAGUCCCACUUGCACAGCCUGCUUGACACCAGGCAAAGCCCAGAUCCUCAAAUGARCCUACAAUUGAGAGAUCCCCCAAACAGCAAUUACAAGACAUUUUCAGGCUGUCAGCACUUGAACACUACACUAAUGGCUGGGAUCCUAYUAAGGGAACAAGCUCCAAAACCAGAGAGCAAUGAAACAGUCGUUGUCUCCCUGAAAGAGAGGAGCCUUAAGGGAUUGCACAGGUGAAAAGAUGAAUAAUACAGUGAAACUUAAUGCUACCUCUUUGUAAAAAAAGUCCACUCGAUCCCUUUGCCACACAAAGGCUAUGACUCUCUCCUUGGGCUGAUGCUUUGGUCAUGACAGUUUGUUCUUCACCUGGAUCUCUGAUCAGUGUGCAGGGCUGGAAGGCGUCUGCCAGCCUCUCCCCAGGUGACUUUUAUUGAUGAAUGGGGAUGUUAACACUGAUAUUUCAAACAAUGUAGGGUAACACCCCAGGUCCUUCCCCUCCAAGGGUACCUUUGCUUCCCUGCCAGGUAGAUGGAGCUCUGGCAUCUGCCAAAGCAAGUAGGAGCAGAGCUGGAUUAGCUCAUUAAGACAAAAUCUCUGCCAUUAACACUAAAAAUCCUUGACAAAGCAGGUUAGCUCCUUACCAUGCCUCUUUUUCUGCUUCCUAAAAAAAAAAAUCCGAGUCCUGGAAACACUGUGGUGGCCCUGCCCCCGUUUCUGCAGGUGCUGUGGGGCAGAGCAGCCAACUCAGGGAACACCUGGAGGGCAGGUUGAGAUCACAGUGUUAAUUAAACCCACCAGGCAGCCCCAGGUGCCAGCCCCGUGUGCCUAUGCAGAAUCGUGGCUCCUUCCCACAGACAGAGCCUUGCAGAGCCAGGCUUUGUAUCCACACAGGAACAAAUCCACACUGCCAUGGUGUUUUUAGGAGCUGGACAUCUGGGUGUUUCUGACAGCAACAGGACCCUGGUGUUGGGUGGGUCUCCUGCCAACAGUGCCUUGCUGAUCUGCCCCACCAAUGGCUUGGAAAGGCACAGCCCUGCACUCUAAAAUCACAACCURUCUCUGUUUUCCCAUGUGCCUUGACCUGUCUCAGGAGAUAAGUGGCCAUUAAUGUGGAGGAGGAGACAAAGCUAAGGAAGAGGGAGGGUUGUUUGUUCCUGUUCUGGCCAAAGAGCAGACUUUUUGGUUGGUUGGAAAUAUGAAGACGAGACCACAGGGGUUUUAACCAUGGCAAACUCUGGGCUGAAUGUGAGAACUCCCUGCUGGGGCCCAGGGCAUGGUUUGGUACAAGAUGCAGUUUGCUCCCUCCCCUCUUUUCUACUGCUGUACACUACUUUGGUGAGAGAAAACACUGUCCUGCUCUGCACGUUCAGUAGGGGUGUUGAUGCAGGAACAGCGGAGCAUUAAUCACACUAUGCCAAUAUUCUGUAUUUUAAUGUUCUCUCUCUCAGUUUUACCCGCUGUGUUUGCAAAGGCAAUUCCCCAUUGCUGAAAGCAUUGCCUACCUGAGCUCUUCCAAUACAGAGAUAYUUUCAUGGCCUUAUAAAGUGUCUGAUUGCUUCUGAAACAGGACUUCUAUUUAAAAAUAAAUGAUGAGAUUGUGAAAGAAGCCAGCAAAGUGAGACUGGAGUCUUACUGUUUCCCGAUCUUUUUUUCCUAGCUAUUUUUAUUAAGCAAAAGAGAUAAUCAUUUUGGACAAGGUUUCAUUUAGGUCAGGGCUAUAGUUGUGCAAACAAAGUGAGUAUUUGCUUUUCCUGGAAAAACUCUAAACAAUGUUUUUUUCCCAAUUGUUUGGGACAAAUAUUUGCAGCUUUUUCAGCUGAAGCAAAAUUGAAAACCAACCCCCAAAGAGCUGCUGGAUYCAACCCAGGCUGGAAUACACUGGAGUUUGCAUAAUACUUAAUGRUAAUAAAUGAAACUGAAAUCCACUGUCAAC
Molecule: messenger RNA, 4810 nt
Organism: Malurus melanocephalus (red-backed fairy wren)
Lineage: Eukaryota; Metazoa; Chordata; Aves; Passeriformes; Maluridae
Gene: TOR1AIP2
Product: torsin 1A interacting protein 2
Exons: 7
Coding region: 719-2329 (536 amino acids)
Biological process (GO): membrane organization
Cellular component (GO): membrane
Molecular function (GO): ATPase activator activity
Source: RefSeq, a predicted model, not a curated record